Phaeoacremonium minimum UCRPA7 is the source of this 255-nucleotide messenger RNA. RefSeq names its product putative membrane transporter protein. NCBI's taxonomy places the organism in Eukaryota, Fungi, Ascomycota, Sordariomycetes, Togniniales, Togniniaceae. The transcript is spliced from 2 exons. The record is from RefSeq and is a predicted model, not a curated record. The coding region runs from base 1 to 255 and encodes 84 amino acids.
AUGGAGGCAGAAGGUGCGAACAAGACGCGUGAUGUCGGCUCGAUAAAUGGAACCGAAGCCAUCGAGGGUUCUGCUGUCACUGUUGGUGACGAGCUCACUAUCUUUGAGCGCAAAGCGGCCUUGAUAAAUGCCGAGAUUGACAAGUUUGGUUUUGGCAAAUAUCAAUGGUGCAUCUGGCUGCUGUGCGGUUUUGGUUACUUCCUUGACUUAGCCUGGGCACAAGGAGUUGGUCUGAUUGCCUCUGCUAUAUUGUGA